Paramecium pentaurelia is the source of this 569-nucleotide messenger RNA. Lineage: Eukaryota; Ciliophora; Oligohymenophorea; Peniculida; Parameciidae. The record is from the annotation of a GenBank genome assembly.
AUGAGAAUGAUAAAAUAAUGGAUUUUGGGAAUAUUAAAAUCUUAACAGAAGAGAUAAAAAAUUUUGGAAAAAGGGUAACUAAAAAGCUUAUUAAAUUGCAUGUUUGUAGAUUAAUAAAAAAUAAGAGUGAUUCUUAAGAUAAAAUAAUCCAUCCAUCCAAUCUUUUUAUUUGAUUUUUGCCAUCAUUAGAUGCUGCUACAUUAAUUUAUAAAUUAGGAUAGAAAUUUUAAAUUCUUAAACAAUAUAAGGUUCUAGGAUUUAUCUAUACAAAAAUUCAAUGCAAAUUUGGUUUUAUAAUAAUGUAGAUUAAUCAACAAACGGCUAUAAUAAUUUUAAAUUUGGCUAAAUUUUCUCAUUAAAUAAUAUAUGUCAAAUACCAGUAUUAAUAUUAAUUAAUUUUAGCCUAUAAAAUUUUACUCUAAAGAAAAUUUAUUAAGUAUUCCUUAUAUCUAGAUCAUUUUAAGAUAGGAUUUGGUAAGGAUUAUAAGGUUUUGUUGAUUGACUUUGAGAACAAUGAAAAAUUCUUCUUAAAAUUUAGGUUAAUCGUAUUAUAUUUAUUCAGAACUUGA